CACUACUAUAGACUGUUAUAUCCCCAAAACAGGUUGACAGAUAAAAGGUUUGCUUUAAGAGACGACAAGUCACCCAAAGGCUUAGAGAAACGAAGUCAGCAGGGCAAUGUUACACUCCUCGAUGCUAAAUAUGUUGCUUUGCUUUUGCUACAAGAUACUGAGAUGCAGCAUAUCUGUUCUUUUACAACAUUUCUGAGGAAUAAGAAUCUUGACGAUUUCCUCAUGGCAUUGUUGUACUAUUUAUAUUAUUACUUGGAAAAAAUCUCACAGGAAAAGAAACCCAAAAGCUGUGUGGUGGGCCUUGUAGAGAAAAAAGAGAUGGAAUUGGUUAUCAGUAAGCUAGAAGCAGCACAGAAAUACUUGGCACAGGAGUACUGUGUCCUCGUCCUGGGCCUGGGAAUGCCUGAUAAGCAUCACAUGUGCUGUGGAAAGGGGAAAAUAUCAAAUACACAAAAAGACUGGAAAUUCUUUGAGUCCUUUUAUACUUUCUGUACGUAUGUAGCCUGGAUUGUCUUCCGACGUCAACACUUCACAGAGAUUGAGGAAGAAAUAGGGAGGCUCUUUCGUUCCGACAUGUUCAACAUUCCUCGAAGGAAGCGUGAGGAUGAAGAGUCAGGAGGGGAAAAGAAACGCAUGACUUUUGUACAAUUCAGGAGAAUGAUGGCAAAGCGCCCAGCGAUGAAAAAAGCCAUUAACAUGCGCUCUCCAGUCAUGUCUACUCUGCUGCCCUCUCUCAGAGAAAAAGCUCAGAAUAUCUCUGACAAAAAGUACCGCCAAGCAGGCAUGAAAUUCCCAGUCUGGAUGCAAGAGCACAAGGAAAAUCUGGACUCUGUGCACAUGCCAAUAGUUGGCAUCCUGGGGGAGCCUCGAUGUCAGUUCAACCCCCAUACCCUUAUCCCCCUCGAUACAGAGGAAAGCAUGAAGUCUGGGGGACAGUCUUCCAUGAUAGAAAGAAAUAACAUGAGGAUUCAGGAUACACUGGACUCAGUCAUGAGAAAGAAAUAACAUGAGGAUUCAGGAUACACUGGACUUAGUCAUGAGAACGCUGUCCUCUCAAACAACAUUCCCUAAAUAAUCUGUACAUUCCAUCUCUGUAAUUAAUUCCUGUAUUUGAAGUAAACUACUUUG
Molecule: messenger RNA, 1128 nt
Organism: Aethalodelphis obliquidens (Pacific white-sided dolphin)
Lineage: Eukaryota; Metazoa; Chordata; Mammalia; Artiodactyla; Delphinidae
Gene: PPP1R36
Product: protein phosphatase 1 regulatory subunit 36
Exons: 8
Coding region: 163-1005 (280 amino acids)
Biological process (GO): negative regulation of phosphatase activity
Molecular function (GO): phosphatase binding
Source: RefSeq, a predicted model, not a curated record